Messenger RNA from Penicillium pulvis, 648 nucleotides. RefSeq lists its product as uncharacterized. Lineage: Eukaryota; Fungi; Ascomycota; Eurotiomycetes; Eurotiales; Aspergillaceae. The transcript has a single exon. The record is from RefSeq and is a predicted model, not a curated record. The coding region runs from base 1 to 648 and encodes 215 amino acids.
AUGUCCACCAGGUUGUCGCAAGGUCCAGACUCUAGUAGCUCGGGCAAUGCGCGCGAAACAUCCGCCUCGGAACAAACCGAAGCCGAAAAACGACUUGCCCUCCAAGGCGUGAUCACCGCCUUGUGGAAAGAGGCUUAUCUCGGUCUUUGUCGAGUCUGGGGCCAUACAGGACCUACCCAUGCCACCCGAUUAUUGGAACUUUACGCUGGUGCAGGCAUGUCUGCCCGCCUGCUCCUGUGCAAAGGCAAGAACACUUCAGCCAUAAAUCAAGAUCUGGGCCUACUUGGGGUAGCCCUCGAGCAAAGUCAGUUGCAGGGCUUGAUACUAUACAAAGGGUUGCCUACCAGCUGGCUCGAAUCCGUUAUUGAGAUCCUCGAGGCGUACAAGCGCCAGGUUGCCAGCCUCAAUGAACUUUAUGGCAUUUUACGCAAACUCCAAGUUGGCUUCAGACAACCUACACUAGAAGAUGAGAAUCGGGUUCUUGAGCAGUUUUCUCCGGCGGCAGAGAAUCUCGCAAAGCGACUACUGCACCUCGAUGCUAGAAUGAAGAUUCUUCGGUCUGAGUUGUUUGACUGGGAUUGGGGGUAUGAAGCCGGAAGUAAUCGUUAUGAAAGAUUAUGGCUCAUGGAAAAUCAAGUCUUUGAUUGA